Messenger RNA from Adineta ricciae, 972 nucleotides. NCBI's taxonomy places the organism in Eukaryota, Metazoa, Rotifera, Eurotatoria, Adinetida, Adinetidae. The record is from the annotation of a GenBank genome assembly.
AUGAUUGUCAAACAUUCAGAUGAUCGGAAGAAACUAUCCAAACUAUAUCUCGUCAAAUCCAAUUAUUUUACAAAUAUUCGACUCAACUUAAAGCAAAAUUCUUCGACAAUAAUCAACAACACUUCCUUCUUCAAUUCUCUCCACGAAAGGUUUUUAAUCAAUUCCUUCGACUGUGAAAAUGAUUCACCAUUAGCAGCCGGUGAAUAUUCUUUUCUUGUAUAUGGAGGACAGUAUCUCACUCUGUACAAUCUUGAUGGUCAACUUCAUAGACUCUCUUGGUAUACAAACAUCUAUGACUCAAUCAAACAAAUCCGAUGGUCGUCCUACUAUCGAUCAUAUCUAAUCAUGACAGCGCGAUAUUUCACACUUUUCAGUUUAGCUUCUUACAAACUUUUCCCAAUCAAUCUUUCAUUGAAAUCGUCCGAAUAUUUGCAAUUAUUUACAUGUCAUCAAACGGAUCUAUGGCUUGUCUGUUUAGUUGCUUCCACUAAACAGCAAAUUCUUGUUCAAUGUGAUCUAUCAGAAUGGGAACGGAAUGAGUUCAGUAUGACGAAUAUUUCUCUAGAUGAGCUAGGUCUUCAUCGAACGGAUAGUAUUUGUGCGAUAGAAACUGACCGGCCAGGUGAAUGUUUAGCUUUGUUAAUCGCAGAACGAAAUCAAAACUUAACUGUCGGUAUGCAGCGUCGUCGUCGAUUGAUUCUUGUAUCAACCUAUUACAUGUCUCCGGUACGUGUGAUCUAUUUCAGUGAUGCUGAUGAUCUCUAUUGGUCAAUGGCACCGGUGAUCAACCGACAAAAUGGACAAUAUGGUUGGUUACUUAGUAAAUGGCAAAAUAAGGAAUUAGCUUUCGUGAACGAGAAAUGUUUUUGUAAACCAUACUCAAAAGAAUUGUGUAAUCUAGCUGUCACAAUCGAUGGACAUUAUUUGAUAUUGAGGACGAUCAAUAGUUUAGAUAUUUAUGAAAUUGAUUAG